This is a messenger RNA of Cyprinus carpio (common carp), 4491 nucleotides long. RefSeq names its product ras-related protein Rab-9B-like. Gene Ontology annotation, molecular function: GTPase activity; GTP binding. NCBI's taxonomy places the organism in Eukaryota, Metazoa, Chordata, Actinopteri, Cypriniformes, Cyprinidae. Gene Ontology annotation, cellular component: late endosome; lysosome; phagocytic vesicle. Gene Ontology annotation, biological process: Rab protein signal transduction; retrograde transport, endosome to Golgi. The record is from RefSeq and is a predicted model, not a curated record.
CGCUCACUCGCUAUCACACACGCAGCGCGUGAAAUCUCAGCAUCCUGCAGCACUGCUCGCGGUACAUUAUGAGGCUGCAGUGAAGACGUGUGGCACCGGGGCCGUUAUGAGCGGGAAGAGCCUCUUGCUGAAGGUCAUUCUCCUGGGGGACGGCGGCGUGGGCAAAAGCUCCCUGAUGAACCGCUACGUGACGGACCGCUUCGACUCGCAGUCCUUCCACACCAUCGGCGUGGAGUUCCUCAACCGCGACCUGGAGAUCGACGGCCGGCUGGUCACCCUGCAGAUCUGGGACACGGCGGGCCAGGAGCGCUUCAAGAGCCUGCGCACGCCCUUCUACCGCGGCGCGGACUGCUGCCUGCUCACCUUCGCCGUGGACGACCUGCAGAGCUUCCAGAACCUGGGCUGCUGGAAGAAGGAGUUCAUGUAUUACUCAGACGUACGGGACCCGGAGCGCUUCCCCUUUGUGGUGCUGGGAAACAAGGUGGACAAGGAGGAGCGGGAGGUCGGCGAGGACGAGGCCCGGGCCUGGUGUGAGGAAAACGGCUGCUGUCCGUACUUCGAGACCAGCGCCAAGGACGACAGGAACGUGGGGGCCGCUUUCGAGGCUGCUGUCCGGGAGGUUCUGGCCAGCGAGGACCCCAUCGACCACACCCUGCUGAGCAGCUCCAUCGAUCUCCACGGAAACCGUAAAGUGGCUCGCUCGUCCUGCUGUUGAGGUGCCUCUAAUGCUGCGUCCAAGUCAUGUCGGAUAGAUCGUAUUUACCAGCUGAACGCACCUGAACGUCACUACAGAGUCGUUAUUAUAUGGAAGCCCGUUUCUGCCACUGAAUAAAAAAAAUAAAAAGGUAUUUGCGACUUUUUAUCUCACAGUUCUGACUUUUCUUUUCUCAGAAAUAUAAAAUUGCAAAAUAUAACGUCCAGUUCUGAGGAGAAAAAAGACUGUGUUCUCACGCUUGUGAGUUUAUAUCACACAAUUCUGACUUCAUUUCUCAGAAUUGCGUGUUUAUAUCAAAACUGCAAGAUGUGAACUCUCAGUCCUGAGAAAAAAAAAAGUCAGAAUUGCAAAAUGAAAACUCGCAAUCGUGAGAAAAAAAGUCAGAAUUGUGAGAGAAGUCGCAAUUACAUGAAAAAAAAAAUAAAAUAAUUCAGUGGCAGAAACCGGCUUCCAUAUUAUUACGAGUGGGGAACUCAAAAUUUUCUUUUAGCCUGAGUUUCUGAGUUGGGGGCGUGUCAGUGAAAAACAUGGCUGAAGAAACAGCCCAAGACUAUAGAUAUGAAGCGGCUUUAUAGCCUGUUUGCAAUUUACGUGAUUCUGAUGAUUUUUCUCAAAUCACUAGCAGAAACUUAUAAUGCGUGUGUUUUGCGUUGUUAAUGGAUGCUCAAAAUCGUUAAAACCGAGAAAACACAAGGAGCUUCUUCAGAUGUUAAAGAUUCUUAAUGGAACCAUUUAGACAGAAAAAAGGUCCUUCUAUGGCACCGUGAAGCACCUUUAUUUUUAAGAGUGUACAUAUACAAAACAUUAUAUUAUUGUAUAAUCGGGGUGUAGCACCAAAUGUUGGGCCCCAGUCACACAACACCUCGUCAAUCAUAUUAAUAAAAAGGCACCUGUUACUCCGUUGCUCUAUUACUGUCCAACACCCCGUGUAUAAUUACCAUAGAAUAUAUAAUGAUUCACAUCACCUUCAUAAGUUGCAUAAAAACAACAAAAAAAGCAAAAACACAAUGAUGCAUAUUCUUUAUUCAUCAUUUUGUAGAUGUAGAGUCUUAAAAAAUCGUUGAAGUUUAUUGUAGAAAAGUUAAAACGAAUUUUUUUCCAAACAGAGUGACUUGUCAACUCGUAAGUACGAAUGUCCCUGGAGGACUUGAACGCAGCAUGAAUCUCUGUCUCUCUGGCUGAUACUGUAUGCUGGAGAGCUUUCUGUGUAGGUACAGACGCCAGACGUGUCUCGUGGGCUACGGAGUUACCCGACAGUAAAGGCAUUUUAUACAGAUUUCUCUCUCUGCAGAGCGCCACACUGACGGUUUCCCAGUCAAAGGCUUGUCUGCUUGUGUUUAAUAAUAGCUUCGUGUCCUGGACCGCAGAUCUAGCCUCCCUUUAGUAUUCCACCAGUUUUAAACGGACCAUCUUACUAUUGAGCUAUUAUGUUGUGGUACUCAUUUUUCCAGAUAUUUCCAAAUACAUAACCCACAGUGUCACAUAUUGCAGAGCACUGUUAUGGGUAAUGAAAUAUUGUUUGAGAGAAAGAGCAUUGAAGGAAGGGUAUUGAAAGAACGAAGGCAUUUUGCUAUUAAGUUAUUCUUUGGGUGAAGAACACGUUUGGGGUCAUAUUUCACCUUAAAAUAUUAUUAAAGAAUAAAUAAACAAGAUAUUACAAUUUAAAAAAAGAAAAUGAAGCAGAUUUUUGACCAUGACAUUAUUUUUGUGAUUUAUAAGCAAAUUCUUACUACCGUAAUCUCAUGAUCAUUACUGUAACAUUAAAACAACAAAUAAAUCUAACUUUCCUUUAUAAAGUAUUACUUAAAUGAUUAAUCUGUUAUUGUAGCAUUUGUUAUAUCAGCUUCAAUUUAUGCUGGUUUGAAUAAUUAUGAAAAAUAAUCGUGUCCACACAUAAUGAAGCAAUUCUAUGAUUAGAAACCUUUGCACUCUUGAUACGAUUUAAUUUUUAUUAAAUUUUUUGGGGUUGAAAUAUGACUGUUUCUUAAGUAGAUUCACCCCAUCACGGUACAUGUAGUAAAACACAUAACCUCAAAUUGUCUGAGAUGCAUCAGCACAGCACUACUUUUACACACAAAAAAGGGAAUUUCUUUCAUCACAUUAUCGAAAGAUUACAAUAAUUUAGUUUUUUUUUUUUUUACAUUUUAUUUUGAUUUGAUUUUGAUUUAUUUUUAAGUUGUUCUGUAAGGUACAGUGAGUUGUUUUAGAUGUGUAAUAUGUAUUGUUUGAUUUGAGUUGUUUUUUGUGUAUUUGAGAAAUGUUACACGCCUAAUUGCAUGCUGAAUCUGGGCAGCAAUGCUGUAGUGUUUGAUGAAGAAUGAAAGUCUGUUGCAUGAGGAGCGUGUUCGUUUGUGUGUGUGUGUGUGUGUGUGUGUGUGUUGGUCAGUUUGAGGGUUUAGACCACAUCUGAUUCAGUAAAUGACUCAGUAAUGUGGCUUAGACAAAUGCACAGAUCAUUUUUUGAAAGCAUGUAGGAACAUUGGUAAAGACCUGUCUCCAUUUAAUGCUGGAGCAGACUUGAAGAGACUCACAGUCACAUGUUGAUAUGAAACCAAAGCACAUGGUUCCCAGUAUCUUGCACUGACCUUUGACCGCUUAGAAAUUUUGAUUUAGUGCAUUUAUAGGUACUUAUAUCUUUUAUAAUACUGACUUAUUUCCUAGUGCUUUUCCCAGAAUAUGAAUGUUUUCUCAGCCUUUACUCUGCAUACUGCUGUAAGCCUCAUUACAACCAGAGAGGCCCAAAUCUGUGGACUGGGCAGCUGAUGUUCUCGAACGCUUCCGUUUCUCGCAUGAAUGCGUAAGAUGUAGCCAUGUUUCUGUUUACAGACCUUUGCUUGCCUGCUGUCAUGCGUUUGUGAUACAUGUAAAACACAAGACAUUGUAUGUUGUUACUUUGUGUUUGUUGAUGGACAUGCUCACACAAUUAUUGGUACACUGUGACAGAAAUAGAUGCAACACUGUGUUUCUCGAACUCAACCUGCUGAACACAUUCAUUGCUAAUGUUGGAAAAUCAGUAUUUGUCUAUUUACUGUUAGUGAUUUCCAGCAAAACAAGGUACCGGUGAAGAAAUGUUACACUAUGAGCAGAUCUGUAUUACAUAAUGGAAAGAUUCUCCGUGUUAAAUCGCAACAGGAUGCAGAAGUGCAACUGUUGUGACGUGUGUUAGUGUUUCAAAUGGCUUUUGAUGAGUCAAAAUGUCAACUUGAUAAGCAGACUAAAGCGUUUCAAUAAGCAGGCGAAUCUCAUGAAGAAAUGUCAAUAGUUACAUUUUAUUUGUAAGGAAAAUGAACCCUGUUUUUAGCAUGGUUCAUGUUUUUUGCAUUUAACACGGAUGUUUGUCGUGAGAUUCACCCGAGCCGGUGUCGUAGCAUUCCUGCCACAGUAUUUAUGAUGUUACAAAUCACAGGAGUAUUGUGUUUCAUUAAUAAUACCAUAUUUUAUAAUGUUCAUUUGUCAGUGUGACCAGUCACAACCAUGGUAGAGAAUUGUGGGGGGUAAACUGUGGUUAAUUAAGGGCAUUACUGCAAUGAAUGUACUGACUAUUUGUCACUUUUUCCAGUUUGAUUUGUAUAAGGUUUGUAUGCUUUGCUCUGGAUAAUACUGUAUUUACGGACAUGCUAACAGACAUCUUUAAAUGGCCUAAAUUUGUGGUGUUUUGUGUUACCCUACUGUUUCACAAUGUCAUCUCCAGUGCAAUAAGGAGGUGGAGACUUGUUUUGUUUGCAAAUUUACUUUGCAAGAAUCCAAUGCGAUGAAUAAACAAACUGCAACAGCGA